AUGAUAGUCAGCAUGGAUCAAAUAAACGAGCUGAAGCAGAUAGGAGUAGAGCUGGUUAAGCAGCUGAAGGCCAUCGCCUCUUGUUUGAAGAAAACCAAGGCUAAGGGAAGAGUUGCAUUCAGGGGGGGUAAGGCUACUGCCAAGUUCAAGGUGUGCAAAGCUGUGCCAUCACUGCAGUCGUGUGAAGCUGAGGAUCAGGGCAAGAAGGCAAGUGAUGCAGUUUCUGCGGGUCAAGUGCAAAAGAGCAAGAAUCAAGGCAACGCGGGGAUGAAAGCUGCUAAUAAGUCUGGUCUUCACAAGAGCAAUGGACUGCUCGAGACAACCACAUGUACCAAAGGUGCAGAAACCUCUAAAGACAAGCUGAAGCUGAGUGGAACUAUUGUCAAAGAGCGAAUCCACAGCCGUCUAUGGCAAGAAGAAACUGUCCUUUGGAGUGUUCGCGUUGCUGGCAAGGUUGACACCGGAAAGGCGAUUGGUACGAGUGAAGCCGUGGGGAACCAGGAUGCAUCGGCAUUAAUCACUGUUUUCAAGGAGCUGGUGGAGUGGGUGUGA
This is a messenger RNA of Closterium sp. Yama58-4, 552 nucleotides long. The record is from the annotation of a GenBank genome assembly. Lineage: Eukaryota; Viridiplantae; Streptophyta; Zygnematophyceae; Desmidiales; Closteriaceae.